Molecule: messenger RNA, 3186 nt
Organism: Terrapene triunguis (Three-toed box turtle)
Lineage: Eukaryota; Metazoa; Chordata; Testudines; Emydidae
Gene: ZNF628
Product: zinc finger protein 628
Exons: 5
Coding region: 1-3039 (1012 amino acids)
Biological process (GO): protein phosphorylation; regulation of transcription by RNA polymerase II
Molecular function (GO): DNA-binding transcription factor activity; RNA polymerase II cis-regulatory region sequence-specific DNA binding; protein kinase activity
Source: RefSeq, a predicted model, not a curated record
AUGACCCUGCCCACACCGUGGGGCGUGGAGCAGCAGCUGGAGGAGAUGAUGGAGCUGACGGCGCAGAACCUGCCCUGGCUGGAGGUGACCCAGUCAUACACCAUCCUGAGGGAGCUGGGCAGCGGCUCCUAUGGACAUGUACUGCUGGCUGUGCACCAGCGGCAAGGCAGCCCGAUGGCGCUGAAAUUCAUCGAGAAGCGGGACACUGAGCUGCGGGACUUCCUGAGUGAGUACUGCAUCGCGCUGACCCUGGCCGCUCACCCCUGCAUCGCCAGCGCCCUGGGUAUCGCCUUCCAGACCAAGCACCACUAUAUCUUCGCGCAGGAGCUCGCCCCUGCCAGGGACCUCUUCUCCCUGCUGCAGCCACAGUGCCCCAAGGCCUUCAAGGGUUCGUCAGCACUGCUUUACCACCAGCGCAGCCACACAGGUGAGCGCCCCUACAAGUGUGCUGACUGUGGAAAGGCCUUCAAACGCUCGUCGCUGCUGCAGAUCCACCAGAGCGUGCAUACGGGCCUGCGCGCCUUCAAGUGUGCUCUGUGCGGCAUGGCCUUCAAGUGGUCAUCACACUACCAGUACCAUGUGCGCCAGCACACAGGCGAGCGCCCCUACAAAUGCACGUUGUGUGAGAAGGCCUUCAAGAACUCAUCCAGCCUGCGACGCCACCGCAACAUCCACACGGGUGAGCGCCCCUAUGUCUGCGCCGCCUGCGGGAAGGCCUUCACCCAGUCCACCAACCUGCGGCAGCACCAGCGCAUCCACACAGGCGAGCGACCCUACCAGUGCACCGAGUGCCCCAAGACCUUCACCCACUCCUCCAAUCUGCUGUUGCACCAGCGCACCCACACCGGGGGCCGGGCCCACAAGUGCCAGGCCUGCGGCAAGGCCUUCAUCUCGGACGCCUACCUGCAGAAACACCUGCAGACACAUGCGGCCAAGCCACUGGCACCCUACGGCGAGGCGGAGCUGGCCUGCACGCCGGCCGAGCUCUUCCUGGCUCCGGCCGAGCCAGUAGAGACGGUGGAGAUGCUGUGGAAGUGUGGGGAAUGCGAGUUGACCUUCCCCAGCGAGGAGCUGCUGCUGGGCCACCAGCAGAGCCACCUGACCCCCGCUGCGCCCGCUGAGCUGCCCAUCCCGCCACUCUACUCCUGUGCUACCUGUGGCAAGGCCUUCAAGAAUGGCUCGGGCCUGGCACGCCACCAGCACAGCCACGUGGGCGAGCGCCCCUACAAGUGCUCCAUCUGCGAGAAGACAUUUGUGCAGCUCUCCAGUCUGCUGGGGCACCAGCGCAGCCACCCGGCCGAGCAGCAGCUCAUCCAGGCUGAGGCCGAGGUCACCUGUCCCCAGACCGCAGCUGAGCCGGUCCCGCCCCCCGUGCCUCCAGAGGUGGCUGAGCGCCCCUACAAGUGCACCGAGUGCGGCAAGGCCUUCAAAGGCUCAUCGGGGCUGCGCUACCACCUGCGUGACCACACCGGCGAGCGCCCCUAUAAGUGCUCGGAGUGUGGCAAGGCCUUCAAGCGCUCCUCACUGCUGUCCAUCCACCAGCGUGUGCACACCGGCCUGCGCGCCUUCAAGUGUGCCGAGUGUGGCCUCACCUUCAAGUGGUCGUCACAUUACCAGUACCACUUGCGCCUGCACACAGGCGAGCGUCCCUAUGGCUGUGCCGACUGCGGCAAGGCUUUCAAGAACACCUCGUGCCUGCGGCGGCACCGCCAGCUGCACACAGGUGAGCGCCCCUUUGCCUGCCUGGUGUGCGGCAAGGCCUUCACCCAGACCUCCAAUCUGCGGCAGCACCAGCGCACCCACACAGGCGAGCGCCCUUACAGCUGCCAGGAGUGUGGCAAGAGCUUCACCCACUCCUCUAACUUGCAGCUCCACCAGCGCACGCAUUCCAGUGAGCGCCCCUUCAAGUGCUCCAUCUGUGCCAAGGGCUUCGUCAUGGCCUCCUACCUGCAGCGCCACCUGCGCACCCAUGCCACCGAGGCCAAGGGGGAGGGCCCGGCCCCAGGCCUUCCUGCCCCACCUGCCACCCAGGAGGUGCACAUUGUGCCCAACCUGCAGGCCACCCUCAACCUGGAGGUGGGCACCGCCCCCAGUGCCCCCAACUCGCAGACCUUCCUGCUGGUGCAGACGGCUCAGGGGCUGCAGCUCAUCCCCAGUGUCCAGCAGAGCCCCCAGAAGCUGCUGCUUCUGCCCAGCCCGCAGCUGGUGCCCACGCAGCAGAAAGUGCCCAUCCUCCAGAAUACGCCCAAUUUCACACUGGUGCCCAGCAGCUCUGUGGCCCCAAGCAACCCUGCCCCACGCCAGCAGAGCAAGGGUAGGAAGCCGGCAGCACCUGGCAACCCCCAGAACAUUAUCCUGGUGCCGGGAGGUGGGCCGGCGUUGCCCAGUGUGCAGAUCCAGGCGCUGCCAGGCACACAGCGGGCACCGGUCCUCCCGGCUGGCCAGAACAUCAUCGUGCUGCAGAACGUGGCUGAGCAGCCCCCUGCAGAGGUGUCUGGUGUCCGGAUCCAGGCUCAGCCUCAGGAGGUGGCCAGCAUCCAGCUGCAGGCCCUGCCACCACCCCCUGCUGAGGCAUCCAGCAUGCAGGCUCUGCCUCAGCCCCCGGAACUGGGCAGCAUGCAGCUGCAAACCCUGACACAGCCUCCCCCAACAGGGGGUGAGGAGCAGCCCCUGCCUUGCUCCUCAGCACUUCCGGGCACGGUGGGUUCCGGGCCAGAGGUGUCGGGCCUGCAGGAGAGCCAGGACCUGCUGGUGGUGCAGAGCGGGCCAGGGGAGGAGCUGCUGGGGUCGGGUGGCGAGGUAGGUGUGCAUCUGGAGACACUUCAGACAGAGGAGGGGGUGCAGAGCGUGCUGGUGCUGCGUGGCGCUGACGGUGAGCAGACCCGACUCUGCGUGCAGGAGGUGGAGAACCUGCAGGAACUGCCCCCAGACAGUGGGGUGGGGGGCCUGGCACCAUCCUCAGGGCAGAAGCUCUUCAUCAUUCGCAGCGCACCUGGUGCUGUCACUCCCGCCAGACGUGAUGCCCAUGUUGGACCCUAGCCAGCUCGCUAUCCGUGAGAUGCAGGAAGAUGAGGAGCAGAUGAUUCUGGAACUGCUAAAGGAUGGGUUCAAGGACACGGAGAACCGGCUGAUCUUGUAUGUCCUGACGCGGCCCCUGGCACUGCUGCUCCUGGCCGUGGUGAGCAG